UCUGCACCCUCUACUGCUGUUGAAUUAACAUCCACAACCUCUGAGACCACAAUUGCUGCUGCAUCAACCUCUGAAACAACUACUGCUGUUGCAUCAACCUCUAUAUCAACAGCUGCACCAGCUUCUGAACCCACAACUGCUGCAGCAUCCACCUUUGAAACCACAGGUGCUGCCACCUCAACCUCCAUAACCUCUGCAGCCCCAACUGCCGCAGCAUCAGCAUCCACAAUUCCUGAAUCCGCAACUGUUGCUGCAUCAACCUCUGUAUCCACAAUUGCUGCCACUUCAAUUUCUGUAACAUCUGCACCCUCUACUGCUGCUGAAUCAACGUCCACAACCUCUGAGACCACAACUGCUGCUGCAUCAACCUCUGAAACAACUGCUGCUGUUGCAUCAACCUCUAUAUCAACAGCUGCACCAGCUUCUGAACCCACAACUGCUGCAGCAUCUACCUUUGAAACCACAGGUGCUGCCACAUCAACCUCCAUAACCUCUGCAGCCUCAACUGCCGCAGCAUCAGCAUCCACAAUUCCUGAAUCCUCAGCUGCCGCUGCAUCAACCUCUGUAUCCACAAUUGCUGCCACCUCAAUCUCAGUAACAUCUGCACCCUCUGGUGCUGCUGAAUCAACGUCCACAACCUCUGAAACCACAACUGUUUCUGCAUUAACCUCUGAAACCGUAACCGCUCCUGCUCCAACUUCUGAAUCCACAACUGCUGCAGCAUCUAUCAUUGAAACCACAGGUACUGCCACACCAACCUCCACAACUUCUGUCCCCACAACUGCUGCCGGAUCAACCACCGCAGUCUCUAACCCGACAACUGUUGCUACAUCAACCUUCAAACCAACUAGUUCUUCUGCAUCAACCUCUACACACACAACUGGUGCUGCAGUCACCGCCACAACCUCCGAGACCACAACUGUUGCUGCAUCUAUCUCUACAACCUCUGAGAUAGCAACUGGUGCUGCAUCCACCAGCGCGAGUUCUAAAAUCAUAACUGCUGCCACAUCAACUUUCACAACCACUGAGAUCACAACUGGUGCUGAAUCAACCUCCACUCCCUCCAUACCUUCAAUCACUGUUGCAGGCACCUCCACAACCUUUUCCCCCCCGACUGCUGCUGUAUCAACAUCUACAAGCCCUGAAGCCACAACUGCUGCCGCAUCAACCUCCCAAACUUCUGAAACCACAACUGUUGCCACGUCAACCUCUGUCCCAACUUCUGGUGCUGCAUCCACCUCUACAACCUCAGAGACCACAACUGUUGCUGCAUCAACCUCUGAAACAACUACUGCUUCUACUGCAUCAACCUCUGCAUCUAUUUCCACAAUCUUGGAGAAAACAACUGCUGCCGCUUCCACCAUCACGAGUUCUAAAACCACAACUUCUCCCACCUCAAUCUCCAUAACCUCAGCACCCUCAACUGCUGGUGCAUCAAACCCCAUGACCUCCGAAACCACUACUGGUCCCGCAUCAACCUCUGAAAAAACAACUGCUAUUGCAUCAACCUCUGCCCCCUCUACUGCUGCCGUAUCAACAUCUACAAGCUCUGAAUCUACAACUGCAGCCGCAUCGACCUCUGAAACCAAAAAUGCUGCUGCAUCAACCUCCACAAACUCUGCACCCUCAUCUGCUCCUGCAGCCACUUUCACAACCUCUGCACCAGCAACAGCUGCCUCAUCCACCUCCACCACCUCUGCACCAGCAACAGCUGCCUCAUCCACCUCCACCACCCCUGCACCCUCAACAGGUGCCUCAUCCACCUACACCACCCCUGAACCAGCAACGGCUGCCUCAUCCACCUCCACCACCUCUGCACCAGCUGCCGUAUCAACAUCUACAAGCUCUGAAUCUACAACUGUAGCCGCAUCGACCUCUGAAACCAAAAAUGCUGCUGCAUCAACCUCCACAAACUCUGCACCCUCAUCUGCUCCUGCAGCCACUUUCACAACCUCUGCACCAGCAACAGCUGCCUCAUCCACCUCCACCACCCCUGCACCCUCAACAGCUGCCUCAUCCACCUCCACCACCCCUGCACCAGCAACAGCUGCCUCAUCCACCUCCACCACCCCUGCACCCUCAACAGCUGCCUCAUCCACCUCCACCACCCCUGCACCAGCAACAGCUGCCUCAUCCACCUCCACCACCCCUGCACCCUCAACAGCUGCCUCAUCCACCUCCACCACCCCUGCACCAGCAACAGCUGCCUCAUCCACCUCCACCACCCCUGCACCAGCGACUGCUUCCUCAUCCACCUCCACCACCCCUGCACCAGCAACAGAUGCCUCAUCCACCUCCACCCCCCCUGCACCAGCAACGGCUGCCUCAUCCACCUCCACAACCCCUGCACCAGCAACAGCUGCCUCAUCCAGCUCCACCACCCCUGCACCAGUAACGGCUGCCUCGUCCACAUCCACCACCCCUGCACAAAAGGCAGAUGGUGCGCCAACUGUACCUGUAGCAACAGGUGGAGCAGCUACAACUGUUUCACCAUCUGUAACCAAUGGUGCAUCUGGUUCCAUGACUGUUUCUUCAUCUGUUACUAACGGUGCAUCAGGAGCUGGAACAACCCAGUCAACCACAGUGUCAACAACCAGCAGUUCUGGAGUUUCUGUCCAAAUGUGUCUUUUCAACCUCCUGCUUGGUCUUUUUGUCUUCAUGUUGUAAUUGAUGAUGGAUGUUUUAGGGAUCUUACUUUUGUUUGUGAAAGUUGCAUUUUUUUCUCAUGUUUAAGCAAAACACAAACAUAAGGUUAACAAUGUAUAUAUAAAAAUAUGAGGAAAGUCAGGAUAUAAAUGUAACUAUAAAAGUUAUUUUUGAUAUUACUUCAAUUAUUUAACAGUCAUAUUUAUUUUUUGUUGUUGAAACAAAGUGUUAUUUAGUUGUAUUGGUUAAA
Oryzias melastigma (Indian medaka) is the source of this 2896-nucleotide messenger RNA. RefSeq lists its product as uncharacterized. Lineage: Eukaryota; Metazoa; Chordata; Actinopteri; Beloniformes; Adrianichthyidae. The transcript has a single exon. The record is from RefSeq and is a predicted model, not a curated record. The coding region runs from base 1444 to 2667 and encodes 407 amino acids.